Cynocephalus volans (Philippine flying lemur) is the source of this 1493-nucleotide messenger RNA. RefSeq names its product mitochondrial ribosomal protein S23 (gene MRPS23). Gene Ontology annotation, cellular component: mitochondrion; ribosome. NCBI's taxonomy places the organism in Eukaryota, Metazoa, Chordata, Mammalia, Dermoptera, Cynocephalidae. The record is from RefSeq and is a predicted model, not a curated record. Bases 56 to 628 code for a protein of 190 amino acids. The transcript has 5 exons. Gene Ontology annotation, molecular function: structural constituent of ribosome. Gene Ontology annotation, biological process: translation.
GCGGCCGUUUCCGGUUCCGGUAGCGGCUACUGGCGCUCUAUCCCGGAGGCCGGCCAUGGCGGGGAGCCGGGUAGAAACCGUGGGGAGCGUCUUCUCGCGGACUCGGAACCUGAUUCGGGCUGGAGUGUUGAAGGAGAAGCCCCUCUGGUAUGAUGUAUAUAACGCCUUUCCCCCACUGAAGGAGCCGGUCUUUCGAAGACCUCGCUUGCGAUAUGGCAAAGCCAAAGCUUCCAUCCAGGACAUCUUGUACUAUGAGGAUCGGAUUAGAGCGAAAUUUUAUUCUGCUUAUGGAUCUGGUCAAAAAGCAUUUGAUCUGUUCAAUCCAAACUUCAAGUCUACCUGUCAACGGUUUGUGGAGAAAUACAUUGAGCUACAGAAACUUGGAGAAACAGAUGAAGAGAAGUUAUUUGUGGAAACAGGGAAGGCUUUAUUGGCAGAAGGUGUCAUUUUAAGACGAAUAGGAGAAGCAAAGGCUCAACAGGGAGGUAGUCGUGUGUCCUGGAAAUAUGAACAAAUGCGUGUCAUACCCCAGACUGCUUUGGAAGAAAACCAGCCUCAGAAAGAAGUUCCACAGGACCAGCAUUUGGAAGCACCUGAAGAACAGUCAAAAGGUCUCUUGCCUCCCUGAAGGACUUGUAUACUGUGUAUACUGACAACCACUCUGUACCCACUAGAUGAAUGUUGAGCUAUUUUUAACAGUUGAACUGUGUAAAUGUUUCUUGAUCUCUAAGGCAUUAUGUUUGUCUUCUCUUAAUUCCUGUUUCUGGGUUGUCAUAAAGCUCAGUAUUAUGGUUUGAAAGAAGCAGCUAUGUGAACUUUUAUGUUAGGAUAUUACUAAAUAAAGAAUUCCCUAGAUCCUUAUAAAGUAAAUUUACUUUGAAAUUGUAAAUAACAUGAGAAAACCUUUAUAAAAGAUUGAAUGGCACUCAUUCUGAGUAGGUUUGCUCAGAUGUUUGCAUUAGUAUGUGGGCUGACUACACUUGAUUAUCUGGUAUGUAUCUUUUCUCUAAAUCCAUCAGACUUCUACUUGCACAUGUGGUGUGGUCCCUUGGCCAACCACUAUUUGUCUGCAGCUAAUUUUUGUACUUUUUAUUGUAGAACUAUUGACCUUCAACUUGAGAGGCCACACUGGCUUGGUCAUUGGGGGUAAGAGCGAGGACCUAUCAUUAAUGAUGAACAGAGGCCAAAAAUGUAACUUUAAUCUAUGGAUUGAAUGUACUGGAGACAGUCAACAUAGGCCUGCACAUAGUAGGCUGCUCAGUAAAUAUUUGUUGAACGAACAAACGAAUGAAUGAAUGAUUAUAUCAGCUAAAGACUGAAUUCAGAUGGCAUCUCUGUAGGUAACUGGAUUGCCAAAAGGGGAGGUAGCUAGAUGCUCUCCACCAGCAUCCACCUGCAUCCCUGGUGCCAAGGUGUGCUUUUAAGUCCCUAUCAACUGUCCUCCCUUGCUCAUUUCCUCAUGUUUUUACUAAAUAAAUGAAAUACUCCUCUGA